Molecule: messenger RNA, 866 nt
Organism: Neltuma alba
Lineage: Eukaryota; Viridiplantae; Streptophyta; Magnoliopsida; Fabales; Fabaceae
Product: TMV resistance protein N-like
Exons: 3
Coding region: 11-541 (176 amino acids)
Biological process (GO): signal transduction
Source: RefSeq, a predicted model, not a curated record
UAUUGCAGCCAUGGCGAUUCAAGUGGCCUCAUCAUCAUCCCAUAGCUUCACCAGCGAAGCUAAGUAUCGAUAUGAUGUUUUUCUGAGUUUCAGAGGUGAAGAUACUCGCCACAUCUUCACUGCGCCUCUCUACGAUGCUUUGCACCGUAAGGGAAUCAACGCCUUCAUUGAUGACAAGAAGCUUGGGAAAGGGGAAGAGAUUUCACCUGCGCUUCUUAGAGCCAUUGAGAGAUCAAGAAUUUCCAUUAUUGUGUUCUCUAGAAACUAUGCUACCUCCACAUGGUGCCUAGAGGAACUCGCCCAUAUCAUUUGGUGUCAGAAGCAGAAGAACCAGCUGGUUAUGCCCGUCUUUUACAAGGUGGAUCCGAUGGAUGUUCAGUAUCAGAGAAACAGCUUUGAGGAAGCCAUGGCUGCUCUUGAAGAAAGGUUUAGAGAUGACUUGGAGAAAGUACAACGAUGGAGAUCUGCUUUGUUUGAAGCUGCUAGCUUAUCAUCGGCAUGGGUUUUCGUAGAUGGGGAGGAAAUGAUAUUGAAGGAAUAAUACUUGAUCCACCUAAACAAGAAGAAGUGAUGUGGAACGGCUUGGCUUUUGAGAAGAUGAAUAAUCUUCGAAUUCUGAUUGUUCGAAAUACCCAAUUCUUUACAAGUCCCAAGUAUCUUCCUAAUAGUUUGAGAUUGCUUGAUUGGGAGGGAUAUCCUUCUAUGACUUUACCACCAGAUUUUUCUCCUCCAAAACUAGUUUGCUUCAAGUUAUGUCGAAGUCUUUUCAAAUUUGAAGAGCCAUUCCAGAAGUUUGGAUAUGUGACACACAUGAAUUUCUCGCGGUGUGAAUUCAUAACAGAAGUACCUGAUAUGUCUCAUUUUCA